Molecule: messenger RNA, 1819 nt
Organism: Linepithema humile (Argentine ant)
Lineage: Eukaryota; Metazoa; Arthropoda; Insecta; Hymenoptera; Formicidae
Source: RefSeq, a predicted model, not a curated record
AUGGCGAACGACACGAGCAAGCCAGAGAUAAAUGAUUCUCUUGAUGAAAAUAUGUUUCCAUCGAAGUUUGUAGAGGAUUUAACAGCGGAGAAUAAAUGUUUGCGACAAGCAUUUGAGCAAGCAGAAGAGAAGUUACGCGAAUUGUCGCAGGAAAAAUUGAAUUUGCAAAAUACAAUACGAAAACCGACUGAGCUGGUCACGACGAAAUUAACUGAACUUAGUAAAAAAUAUAGAGAUCGAACUGCCGAAAUGGAGGCAGUAAAAACAAAAUGCAGGAACUUAGAAGCUACUCUCGUCAUCAAAGAUAACGAACUGGAGCGCCAAAGAGUAGAAUUACAACAAAUUCUCAAAUCUGAAACACAGGAUGAAAAUCAGGAUAAUAUAGGGGAGAAAAAUCCAUCGGGUAAAAAUGACGAGGAACGAAUUAAAUGUUUGAAAAAUAAGCUGCAACGAGUACAAGCAAAGCUUUGUGAGUCUAGGAACACGUGUGCCAGUCUCCGGCAAGAUAUUAAUAAAGCACAAAAGUUAUUGUGCAGCGAGGUGGGUGAAAACGUCAGUAUCACCACACUUUCCAGUGUACCAGGUGGCUGGCGAGGACGUGCCGAGCAAAUUCGGAAUUUGCAGCAGAAAGUAGCGGAACUGCAGAUCAAAUUGUCCGAAGACGAGAAAUCGCAGAAAGAACCUUCUGAUCAACAUUUGACCAAUCUUCGAAUUAUUGAGAAGGAAAGACGAAAACAGAUCGAAAAUACAGCAAAGGAACUCAGACAGACGGAAGUGGCGUUGGAAACCUCGAAGAGGAAGCUUGACGCUUCCAAAGCGAGAGUACAAGUAUUGGAACAUGAAUUGAGCGUUGUAAAGGGGAAUAUCGUGAUGCUGAAUGAAAAAAGAUCUCACGAUGAUCGUUUGAUCGAUGCGCUUAAUGGACGAUUGAAGAUGGCUGAAGAGAGGCAUCAAGAGCGCGAGAUAGAAGUACAAAACAGGGAACACAAGAUUGAACGUGAGAGUAUGAAUAUCAAGAAUGAGUUGCGAGCAACGCAAUUGCACGUCGAUCGAUUACGCAGGCGAUUGGAAGAGCGUGAGAUCGAGAUCGACAAACUGAGGAAUGAUAUUACGUCGGAUGAACCUUUGAAGUGUCGAGCCUCGUUUCGUUCGGAUGUCCGAUCAAGCGAAGAGCACCAGAUCAGUUUGCCUACUAGCCCUCGCAGUUUAGGUGAACCAAACGAAUACGUGACCCUUGCUUUAGCUGCCGAAGCUGAACGGGUGAGAUUAUUAGAAUUGGUAACUGUGCUUAAUCAACGAUUGGACAAGGAAAGAAACGAAUCCGACAGCCUUGCGGAAUUGCUGCACAAGGAGAAAAGUAAAUGUGUAAAAUUGGAGUCUAAGUUGCGGAACUUGGAAAAGGAGAGAGUGGGACUUGCCAAAGUAGAUUCCAGGUACAGAGCAAAAUCCUGCGUAAGGUCAAUGUCGAGUCUGCGAACGAAUGAACAAUCUACCAACCCGGAAGAAAUUCGCUUUAAAAUCGAAUUACUAGAAGAGGAGUGUCUCGCUCUAAAGACCAGAUUAAAUACCGUGCAGCAGGACAAAGCUUGCGAUCUCGCCAUGUACAAACGAAUGCUCGAUCAGGCUAGAAAAACUUUCAAAGAUGCGUGCAGGAACAAACCGCUGGCCGCCAGUGGAAGCCGUUCCACGAUAACUAUUUAAGGCAAAACAGGAGGGAGCGAGAAGAAACAAAGGUUCGCCAAAGUAGAACAAGUCAGUAUUUGGGAAAUAAGAUUAAUCUAAUUUCAAGCUGCUUUCAGGAAAUUGUUUUAGCGAUAAA